Guyanagaster necrorhizus is the source of this 675-nucleotide messenger RNA. RefSeq lists its product as uncharacterized. Lineage: Eukaryota; Fungi; Basidiomycota; Agaricomycetes; Agaricales; Physalacriaceae. The transcript is spliced from 2 exons. Gene Ontology annotation, biological process: protein phosphorylation. Gene Ontology annotation, molecular function: ATP binding; protein kinase activity. The record is from RefSeq and is a predicted model, not a curated record. Bases 1 to 675 code for a protein of 224 amino acids.
AUGAUAUUGGAACAACCAUGGUUUCGCGCCACUGACGUGUACCGUAUUUCUAUAACCACGACACAACCUUCAAGCUUAUUAGAUGUUCAAGACACUACGGCCAGCAGUAAGACCCCUAAUUUCGUGAUGGAAACCUCCCCCCUGUCCUUGCCGCAACAGCGGUCACUACUGCGUCUCUGUCGUCGUGCUUCUCACAUUCCGUCGACAAACUGUGACGUGAUAACACUUGUAAGCCAGAUUCGGGCCAGUCAGUGGAGCACUGUGUGGAAGAGCCGAGCUGAAGACCGUGAGGAGCUGUUUAUCAUUAACCUUGUGCCAGAAACCCACUCGGACAUGAUUUGGCGGGAGUUUUACACGUACGAGGUGGUCCUCAAGGGAAGUCCUGUUGUUCCCAGGUUUCAUGGGAUGUUCCAAAGACCCAUUGGCGAUUGGUUUGCUUUCUGCCUUGAGGAUGUUGGGGACAAUCUAGAGAAAAUAUAUGGCCUAGGUUGGUCCGAGGUAAAGAGGUCCAUGCCCAGGGUGCAAUGGCGAAAAUUUCUAGAGUCGGUGAAACAAUUACACCCCUUGGGCAUCAUGCGUGGUGAUCUUGAGCCACGGAACGUGGCACAAAUAGCUCAGGGCUUUAAAUUCUUCGAUUUUGGACGGUCGGAGCUGCACCACUGUCAGCGUGAUUAG